GUGGCGGAAGUUCAAGCUGUAUGUGGCGGUAACAUAUUGUAGACAGUUGUCACAGAAACGAAGUGAACUGAAGUUAAGUAGAUCUUUUGUUGAAAUGCAUGGCGUAAGAAACGACGGAGUAAACGGAGAGCAGGAUAGAUAACAACAUCUGAACGGUUCCUACAAAUACUGAACCGUGGUUGAGAGCAGAGUCUCCCGGGAGUGGAGGGAAGAGGUCGGCAACAUGUCCCAGCAAGGAGCCGCGAUGCAGACCUACAACAAUGAACUUGUGAAGUGUAAGUGAUGUUGAAGAAAUGUCUGGAGGAGCUCUGCUCCAAACGGGAGGAGCUGAACCGGCAGAUCCAGAAGGAGGAGGAGGAGAAGUCGCGGCUGCAGCAGGAGAUGGGGCUCCUGACGGAGAAGCUGAACCGCGUCAGCGAGAGCCUGGCCCGCCGGACCUCCGCCCGCGCCGAAUUCGACCGCACCAUCGCCGAGACCGAGGCCGCCUAUAUGAAGAUCCUGGAGAGCUCUCAGACUCUGCUGAGUGUGCUGAAGAGAGAGGCGGGGAACUUGAGCAAAGCAGCGGACCUGUGAAGAGAAUGAGACAGGAUCUCUCACUCUGACCUGUGAAGAGACUAAGACGGGAUCUCUCACUCUGACCUGUGAAGAGAAUGAGACAGGAUCUCUCACUCUGACCUGUGAAGAGAAUAAGACAGGAUCUCUCUCUCGGACUUGUGAAGAGAAUAAGAUAGGAUCUCUCUCUCUGACUUGUGAAGAGAUAAUGAGAAUAAGACAGGAUCUCUAAACACUGUUUUUACCCAGUGAAUAGACUGACGGCCUGUGUCACACACAGAUGCACACAUCCCCCCAAUAUUAUCCUGUCUUGUUCCAUUAUCUACCCAAUUAUUCGACACAAGGAACAGACCAUACAGUUGCCUGUAUGUCUCCUGUAUGAAUGUGAGAAUGUUUUAUGCACAAGAAACCUCAAGGUCUGUCUGUGGAUUCCUUUUGUACAAAGUAAAAUAAUUUAACGCUGCGUGUUACAAAUUAAAAGUGAUUUUCUAAAUCA
Anguilla rostrata (American eel) is the source of this 1048-nucleotide messenger RNA. It is a transcript of the gene ssna1, whose product is annotated as Sjogren syndrome nuclear autoantigen 1. Gene Ontology annotation, cellular component: centrosome; ciliary basal body. The record is from RefSeq and is a predicted model, not a curated record. Lineage: Eukaryota; Metazoa; Chordata; Actinopteri; Anguilliformes; Anguillidae. The coding region runs from base 283 to 573 and encodes 96 amino acids. The transcript is spliced from 3 exons.